CGCGCUUGAGCCCGUGUGUGUGUUUGCGUGCGCGUGCGUGCGUGCGUCCCGCUUGGCGGCAUGAAAUGAUCUGACUUGGGAGUCUUCUCCGUCACAACUACUUCACUCUGUCCGUCCUCCUGCUGGCUCCUGGCGACGCUUUCGGGAAUGUUGACCACGGCGACCUGAGCCCGACGCUGCCCCGCCGCCUUUCACCUCCACACGGCCGUAUAGCUUGGCUGGCUGACCCGAAUGUGAGGUUUGGCUUUAUCCAUCUUCCAGCAGGACUGUUUCAAGCAGAUUGUACGAAAUAACUGAACACAGAUCAUGGCUGUUGCUGGAUGUCCCGAUUAUUUCUUGCAUCAUCCCAAUUAUCAGCAGGACAAUAUAGACCGAUCGACCAAUCACAGACAAGCAAACAUCAUUGGGCCGGGCUUCGAACAAUCGACGAACAGAAAUUCACCGAACCAUCAAGAGGAUGAUGUGGAUUUAGAGGCCCUGGUAAAUGACAUGAACUCUUCCCUGGAAAGCCUCAAUUCCACCUGUAGUGCUCAGCAGACAGAGUCCACGCCGCUACUUCAAAACGGGCAGACCUCGGCUUCCUCCCAACAACACCACAACCAUCAUUACCCUCACACACACCACACCCAGCUGCGGCAGGGACACCAUUUGUCAAGUCAUGCCUCCCCUGAGCUUCCCUCCUCCACGUCCACAGACCGAUCCCAAGAGAGCCUACAACGGUCACAACCCAUGCACAUCCUGGCAGUCAGGAGGUUGCAGGAGGAGCAGCAGCUGAGGACGUCCUCUCUCCCAGCCAUUCCUAACCCUUUCCCUGAGCUUUGUAGUCCGGCCAGCUCACCUGUCCUUAGUCCUGGAUCACUACCUUCCGGAGAACCCCCCACUGGAAUAUAUGGAAAGAAUGUUGGCACGAAGCUCGGCACCAGGGCUAGAGAUGAAAGUUGGGGUGCUCGAGUGCUGCUCCAGAUUGUUAAAAUCUUCACAGAAGACGGCAUGUGCAAAGUGGUGGAGAUCCCAGCCGAUAUGACAGCCAGGGACCUUUGCCAGCUCCUGAUCUAUAAAAGCCAUUGUGUGGACGACAACAGUUGGUCACUUGUUGAGCACCACCCGCUGCUGGGGUUAGAACGCUGUCUGGAGGACCAUGAGUUGGUGGUUCAGGUUCAGGCUUCCAUGAGCAGCGACGGUAAAUUCCUCUUCAGGAAGAACUAUGCCAAAUAUGAAUUCUUCAGAGUUCCUCAGACAUUUUUCCCUGAGCACAUGGUUGCAUGGUGCCAGGAAACCAGUCGUCCGAUCCUACCAUCGCAGCUCCUGCAGAACUUCCUAGCAACCAGUAGUUGUCCUGAAAUCCAGGGUUAUUUGUAUGUGAAGGAGGUGGGCCGAAAGUCAUGGAAGAAAGUUUACAUGUUCCUGCGGCGCUCAGGACUCUACUGUUCUACAAAAGGAACAUCAAAGGAGCCCAGACAUCUCCAUUUACUAGCAGACCUUGAAGACAGUAACAUCUUCACUGUCAUCACAGGCAAAAAGCAGCACGGUGCACCCAAAGACUACGAGUUUUGUAUCAAGCCCAACAAAUGCAGAGGGGAGUUAAAGGAUUUAAGAAUUCUGUGCGCUGAAGAUGAACAAGGCAGGACAUGUUGGAUGACUGCGUUUAGAUUGUUUAAGUACGGGAUUAUAUUGUACCAAAAUUACAAGAUUCCCCAGCAAAGAAAAACCCUGCUUUCACACUUCUCAGCACCCGUGCGAAGUGUGUCUGAGAACUCCCUUGUGGCAAUGGAUUUUUCGGGAACAAUAGGCCGGGUAAUCGACAACCCUGUGGAAGCUCAGAGCGCCGCCAUGGAGGAGGGACAUGCGUGGAGGAGGAAUCAUCGAAUGAACAUCUUGGGCUCCCACAGUCCACUGCAUCACCCCUCACUAAACUCUGUCAUCCACCUCGCCCAGCUGUGGUUCCACGGCAGAAUAACCAGAGAAGAAUCCCAUCGCAUUAUCCACCAACAGGGUCAAGUAGACGGUCUGUUUCUGCUGCGAGUCAGUCAGAGUAACCCGAAGGCUUUUGUGCUUACUUUGUGCCAUCACCAGAAAAUCAAACAUUUCCAGAUUCUACCGUGUGAGGAGGACGGCCAAUCCUUCUUCAGCCUUGACGACGGUGCCACCAAAUUCACCGACCUGAUCCAGUUGGUGGAGUUUUAUCAGCUCAACAGAGGAGUCCUGCCUUGUAAACUCAAACACCCGUGCACCGUCGUGGCCUUAUGACACCUUCGGAUCACCUGACCCCGCCCUCGCCCCCAUCACUUGACCUGACUCUGACCCAGAACAGAACGAAUGUUUAUAUUGGUCGAUUUUUUUUUUUUAAGAAGUUGACAAAUUGACUCAUGUUUCAUCGCUGUUGUUGUUUUUUAUUUUUUGAAGAGUCGGCCAGAUACUGCUGAUUUAUUGGAUUCUUUUUGGGGUGCUGUGGAUGUUGUGAAGUCCAACGCACACGUCGGUCAAGACAGGGAAUGGAAGUGAACACAGCCUUUUGUGUCGUCAUUUAGCUCGGACUCACUGACCCUCCAAGGUUUUUAAUCUUGCAGACGAUGAAUUCUGGCACGGAUCACUUUGCUGUCUCAGAACCGGAGUCUUGUUGGACCUUCUCUCCACUUCUCCUGCAUUGAUUGUCGCUUAGUUUUGCACUCAUCCAAAUGGGCGUGGCCUUUCCAAGGGGUGCUGGACUUCUCUGUCGUUGGAUUGCUUUUUACUGUGAGAUGUACGCCACCGCCCUCUAGUGUCUGAGGCGUGUAAAGACAACUAAACUCAAAAACGCUGGCGCGUGUGAAUCCUCUGAAGUAUGGAGAAGUCCACGGAUGGUAUGGGAGGACGUGGUUUAUUGAACACUUUGGGGGGAAAACAAAUAUUUUUUUAUCAGCAGACAUUACAGGAUAUGUUUUGUCUUCACUUGUUUGCAAAGAGUUUUCUUUCGGCGCCACCGGUUUGCUGAAUAUGUUUGACUCUUCCAGUUCCAGUUCAUCACACUGCCAUACUGUUUUUCAGAAUGAUGUAAGAAAUAAAACUAAAUUUAUUUUUCA
Molecule: messenger RNA, 3059 nt
Organism: Nerophis ophidion (straightnose pipefish)
Lineage: Eukaryota; Metazoa; Chordata; Actinopteri; Syngnathiformes; Syngnathidae
Product: growth factor receptor-bound protein 10-like
Exons: 18
Coding region: 307-2247 (646 amino acids)
Biological process (GO): insulin receptor signaling pathway; negative regulation of insulin receptor signaling pathway; negative regulation of Wnt signaling pathway
Molecular function (GO): insulin receptor binding
Source: RefSeq, a predicted model, not a curated record